AUGUGGGCGAUUCUUCUAUUUCUGGUUGUGGACUUGGGCAGCGCCUGGGCGACGGAUUACUAUUUGCUGAUCGAGGACCCCGAUGUCUACUCGCCGUGUACUGACGGACCCCCUGCUUCGAUUAGCAUCAGCGAGGCCUACAACAUGGAUAACAUGGUGUUCGAUCAGGACGAAGAGGGCAUUCAUAUAUCGGGGAAUGCCACGGUCAAAUGGAGUCUUCCGCGCACCGAUCGCAUUUCCGCCCGCUUCAGUAUUAUGCAUUAUAACCGGGGCACCUGGGAGCCGACUGCAGUAAGCCAGGUCACUCGGGACUUUUGUGCCGUCUUCUACCACAAGGAUCAGUACUGGUACAAAUACUGGUUCAAAAACGCUGCAAACCUAGAGGAGAUAAAAAGGAACUGCCUCGCAACAAAAGAUACCGUGAUGGUGUUUAAUCCGUUCGUUAUGCAGCUGCGCUUGAAUAACAUCAACGGAGCUUCGUUCCGAGGUCGCUAUAAGGCGGUGUUCCACAUCGAAGCUUUUGACGAAAAGAACAAAAGGCGUCCCACAUCCCUGUGUUUUGAGUUCAGGGGAGAGAUCGAAAGGGUAAGAGACUAA
This is a messenger RNA of Drosophila biarmipes, 597 nucleotides long. RefSeq lists its product as uncharacterized. The transcript is spliced from 3 exons. Bases 1 to 597 code for a protein of 198 amino acids. The record is from RefSeq and is a predicted model, not a curated record. NCBI's taxonomy places the organism in Eukaryota, Metazoa, Arthropoda, Insecta, Diptera, Drosophilidae.